AUGGAAGACAGCGGAGUGCAGCUUCAGUAUUAUAAGUCUCUCUUACAGCGCCUGAGCGCCAUUGAGGGGCAGAACCGGGUGUUAGAAUUUGAAUUGGAAACGCACACUUCUGUGAUAAAGCUGCUCGAAGAAGCUUGCGAAAAGAUUGGCAAGCAAGUUUUUGAAAAGCAACAAGACCUCAGCGCCCUCCAGCAGAAACAUCUGCAUCAGCUACAAAAUCUUAAGCUUCAUGAAGAAAUGCAGAAGGGUUUAAAUGCGUCGGUGGUGAAUGAAGCCAAUGCCUAUCAUGCUUUAAAUGCAUUUGCUGCUGGAGAACAUGAAUAUGUCGCUUUAAACAAACAAAUUGAAGCGGAAAUUGCUGCAAAAUGCAACGCACAUCCUCUCCUGAAGGCCCUCGGCAACGACAGCGAGUCUCGUCUGCGUUUGGCUUAUUCAUGUUUUCGUGUUAACUUUACUCUGUACACCUGGAAGCCGUCUGAAGCAGCGAAACUACAAGAAGAGGAAUCUGCAUUGCUGAAAGCACUUGCAAUUAAAAAGACAUUUCUUGCAGAUAGAAAGUGGCACCACCACCACCGGGGGGAUUCAACGCGACUUCGACUGAGGGCAGCCGCUGCUGUGACGGUUUCUGAGGACGUUUUGCGAGCAAGAAAAGAAAAAAAACAGACAGCUGAAGUUUUUAAUGCAGAUUCAAAUGCUGAAGAACAACCCCGAAGAAAAUAUGCAGCAAAACCAGCAGCAGCAGCACCAACAGAAGCAGCUGUUGCAGUUGCAGACGUGCUGCCGCAGCAGCAGCAGCAGCAGCAGCAAACAGAAGAAAUGACACCCAGCGUUGAGGGCAGCCAAAAAGAAAUUAUUGCAAACACUCCUCAGGCAGGGGAUGCGGUGUACAUGCAAGGAGAAUCAACUUCAACUGAAAAUGAAGAAGAAGCACAAACCCAAACUCAAGAGCAGUCGCAGCAGCUGCAGAAGCCACAGCAGCCGCAGCAGCAGCAGCCACAGCAACCUCAGCAGCAGCAGCAGCCGCCGCAGCAGCAAGCUCAGCAGCAGCAACAGCAGCAGCAGCAGCCGCACCAGCAACCUCAGCGGCAGCAACAGCCGCAGCAGCAGCAGCAGCAGCAGCAGCAGUCUGACGACGUGCACAGCGUGCAUUUAGUAAGUGAACAAGAGACAGCGACAUCCGUAUAUAGCCUCCGUCAAUCAGAACUUCCAAACCAAGCUGAAGAGCCAACAACAACAGCACCAGCAGCAGCAGCAGCAACAGCAGCAACAGCAGCAGCAGGAUAUGCCGCAGACGUAGUUGCUGCUGUUACUGCUGCAGCGACAGAUGCUGCUGCUCCAACUGUUGCAGCAGAUCCUUCUAUGCUAUACUUCGACGUCUCCCUUGAGAAGGAAGCAGCACCAGCAGCAGCAGCAGCAGCAACAGCAGCAGCAGCAACAGCAGCAGCAGCUCCAGCAGGAUAUGCAGCAGACGUAGUUGCUGCUGUCACUGCUGCAGCAACAGAUGCUGCUGCUCCAACUGUUGCAGCAGAUCCUUCUAUGCAAUACUUCGACGUCUCCCUUGAGAAGGAAGCAGCAGAAGCAGCAGCAGCAGCAGCAACAGCAGCAGCAGCAACAGCAGCAGCAGCUCCAGCAGGAUAUGCAGCAGACGUAGUUGCUGCUGUCACUGCUGCAGCAACAGAUGCUGCUGCUCCAACUGUUGCAGCAGAUCCUUCUAUGCAAUACUUCGACGUUCCCGUAGAGAAAGAAGCAGCAGCAGCAGCAGCUGCUGCUGCUGCUGGAGCAGAAGCAGCAGCAGCCGCAGAAACAGCAGCAGCAGCAGAUGAAGAAGAUGAAGAAAUAUAUGAUGACGACGAUGAUGACGACGACGAUGAUGACUACGAAGACGACGACGAUGACGAUGACGAUGACGAUGACGAUGACGACGACGAACAGCAGCAGCAGCAGCAGCAGCAACAACAACAGCAACAGCAACAGCAGCAGCAGAAGGAAGAACAGCAGCAGCAGCAGCAGCAGCAACAGCAGCAGCAAGAGCAGCAGCAGGAGCAGGAAGACGAGCAGCAGCAGCAGCAAGAAGAAGAGCAGCAGCUGCAGCAGCAGGAGGAAGAGGAAGAGCAGCAGCAGCAGCAGCAGCAGGAAGAGCAGCAGCAGCAGGAGGAGGAAGAGCAGCAGCAGCAGCAGCAGCAGCAGCAGGAAGGGCAGCAGCAGCAGCAGCAGGAAGAGGAGCAGCAGCAGCAGCAGGAGCAGCAAGAGGAAGGGCAGCAGCAGCAGGUGGAGGAGCAGGAGGGUAAGGAUGAACAGCAGCAGCAGCAGCAGCAGCAGCAGCAGCAGCAGCAGCAGCAGCAGCAGCAGCAAGAGGAAGACAGUGAUGACGAUGAUGACGAUGAUGACGAUGACGACGACGAUGACGAUGAUGACGAUGACGAUGAUGACGAUGACGAUGAUGAUGAUGAUGAUGAUGAUGAUGAUGAUGAAGAGCAGCAGCAGCAGCAGCAACAUCUGCAAGAAGAAGAGAUAUUUGUAGGUACAGCCUACGAACUACCAGUGCAGCUGCGGCCUCGUGAAGGAGGUGGCGACCCCGGGUAUUUGAAAUUGAUGUUAGACGAAAAGAAAUUUAAUGAAAUAAUGAAUCGCAGCAGCAGCAGCAGCAGCAGCAGCAGCAAUGCAGCAGCAGGAAUGAAGAGAGCUCAAAAGAACAAAGCAUACUCUGUUUGCUUCGUACGAAGUGUAGAGGAGUUAGAAAAAAGAUUUGCCCGUGCAGCUGAAAUAGCAGAGGGGGUGUAUGUACCGCUGCAGCACAUAGAAGAUUUCAAUAGACAUACGAAUUUCAGCAUCAGCAAUCCGGGUGUACAGACAGCUCAGCUAACCCCUGAACAUUAUGCUGCUGCUGCGUCUCCGUGGGGAGAAGAAUACUAUCUUAAGCUGCAGCAGCUGCAGCAGCAAACGAAGCUCAAGCUAGCAGGAAUGUGGAUAGGCAGGCCUGACUAUGAACAAAUCGAUGAAAUCUUGAAGAGGCAUCCCUCACUCUUCAGAGGGAUUUAUUUCAACUGGGAAGACGGGCAGGGAGCAUGCAUGAAUAAUCUGGGGCGACCCCCUACAACAAAUUCAAAAGGAGAGAAAACCUACUGGACCCUCUAUAACGAAAAAAUAAGAAAGAAAAACAGCAGCAGCAGCAGCAGCAGCAGCAGCAGCAGUGCUGGCGCCAGACUGAAGAGAGGAGGAAAGAGAGAAAGCAGCAUGAGGGCAACAGCAGCAGCAGCAGCAGCAGCAAAUGCAGCAACUGCAGCAAAUCAAAACCCAGCGGAAUCGACAGAAACACCAAAACAAACAACAGAAAAACAGCAACAACAGCAGCAGCAGCAGCAGCAACAGCAAAAGCAACAACAAAAAGAAGAAGAAGAAGAUGAUGAUGAAGAGGAGUUCUUUUUCAGAUACUUUAUGGGUGGACAAGACAGCGAUGUCUGCAAACUGAGCGACGGCCGCUCGUUUUUUCGCGAUGUCCCCGUCAAUAUUGGAAGGGGUAAUUAA
Molecule: messenger RNA, 3525 nt
Organism: Eimeria acervulina
Lineage: Eukaryota; Apicomplexa; Conoidasida; Eucoccidiorida; Eimeriidae
Exons: 8
Coding region: 1-3525 (1174 amino acids)
Cellular component (GO): nucleoplasm
Source: RefSeq, a predicted model, not a curated record